Messenger RNA from Neoarius graeffei (lesser salmon catfish), 2328 nucleotides. RefSeq names its product zinc finger homeobox protein 3-like. The transcript has 11 exons. The coding region runs from base 640 to 2022 and encodes 460 amino acids. NCBI's taxonomy places the organism in Eukaryota, Metazoa, Chordata, Actinopteri, Siluriformes, Ariidae. The record is from RefSeq and is a predicted model, not a curated record.
AACAACGAUCCGGAAACCCAACAAGCCCCUAGAGCAGGUCAUUCGUCGCUUGUCUGAAAAAAGGUUUAAGUCCAGUGAGUGUCUAAGUAUCGAGUCAGGCCUAACAAUGGAACAUUACAGUGGCCCUGUACCACCGCAUCUUACUGCCAUAAAACAAUUUAAAAGAAUGCAUGUUCAGAGGGUCAUCAUUCAGGUCUCAACAAGUGACAGUUGUGUGGAGUUAGUGGGGGGAAGGAUAGUGGUCAUCGAAAACAUCAUAGUUGACAACAAGGCAGAAGUGCACAUAGUGUUUAGGUCCUUCUCAAAGCUCUGCAACCUCUUUGACUACCCACUCGAGUCAUCUGAAGUUGGCAUCUACCAUCUGUCUGCCCUGACACCUCAACUGCAUCACACUCUAGCUGCACACAUAGAGAGAAAAUAUGUCCUCCUUCCAGUUAAGGAUGGCUUUGCUGGGCUACCAAUGUUGCAUCAGUAGGAUUGCUGUUUUUUAUGUUGGUGUAAGUGUUCAAAUCACAAUUUUGUUCAGGUGAUAUAUUCAGGUUUCCCAUCUCAUUUAGGAAAUGCUGUAGCUGUAGGAAUUGAUUAUUAAGAUGCCUUGGCAAGCCCACUUAAGUGUAACUAUUUCUUCUUUCCACAGAAAUGUAUGUAGUCGUUUCCUUCCCCGCGGAGGGCUUGUUUUUUGUGGUGCCUGUUUCAUGGCUCAUAGAAGAUAAAUGUUACUGGCCUCCCUUUAAAACGCUGGACAAGGUAAAAAAGGCUGCCCUACAAAAUGAAACCCCUGACCCCAACUGUUGGACACUUCAUCCAGUUGAGGUGCUUAAAGUUAAAGACACAUACGAAAAGGCCCACGGCCACUACCUUAAAGCAAAAAGAGGAGAGAAGCUGGAGACAGAUGAGGAGACCAUGAAAAGAAAAAGAAAGCCAAACAUGAAAUUCAUCCAAUCCAGUGAUGAAGAAGAUGACCGUCCCUAUUUCCCUCCGGCUCCAAAAAUUCGGCGACUGCCAGAGAAAAUUUCUGUACCAAAUUCAGAGUUUACCAGUCAGGCACCACAGGUCCCAACCACCACCACCCUGCCUCUACCACCACCACCACAACUCCCACCUCUACCACCACUACCGCAGCGCCCACCCAGCCAUGAAGUGUACAGUCAAUCACACAGAACCCCUUCAGUCACCAGGACCAGUACUUACCCUGCAGUGUUGUCCAACCAAGCAGCCAGUCCCCCGUUGGAAACCUCACAUCUUUUUCUGACAUCCAGCCAUGGAGAGUUUACCAGUCAGGCACCACAGCUCCCCACCACCACCACCCUGCCUCUACCACCACCAUCACCUCUACCACCACUACCACAGCUUCCAACGAUUUCACCUCUGCCAGCACCACCACAGCUUCCAUCGAAGUCACCUCUUUUUCGAACAUCCAGCCAUGGAGAGUUUACCAGUCAGGCACAGCAUCAUCCAUCAAAUCAGCAAAUCAGCAUCCAGCAAGAUUUUUGCAGACUUGUUCUGCAGCACCUCCGGACGAUUGAGGAGGAGGUUAAGGAGGUUAAGCAGCAGGUGGCUGCAAAUACGGCCAUUCUGCAGAAGCUAGGGGGUGCUGGUGUGGCAGACCUUUGCCUCGUCCAGGAAACCAACAUGCCCCUCAGUAACCUGGAGGAACUGGAGGAGCUGGAGAGGCAGCUUGGGUCUGACAUUGACCUGAAAAACCAACUGGUGAACAUACUUGCUGUUUUGGGGGGGAAAACCACCAAAGACGCGGUGAAGAGGAUGUUGGGCCGUAUUUUGAGGAAGUCCCUGGCGCUUCAAAUAAAUUGGACUGGUGCUGGAGGAAAGGUGGCAUUCAAGUCUUUACACCUGAAGAAUGUGUUACACAGAGCUGUUAGGAGAGUGGUGCACACAGCAACAGAAGAGGACCUGCAAAAAGAAGUUGCGAAGUACCUAAAGGGGGCGGCUGACCGAGAGGGAGGGAGAAAAGACAGGCAGAAAAAAGUGGGCAAUGGGGAGAUGGGGGAAUAUUUGAACUAGUCAUUUUAUAUUUAUGUAUUAUAUAUUUAUUAUAAAUUGUUCAUAUUUAUUUAUUUACUUACUUCAAACUGUAAAAACAUAAAAAAAAUAUUGAACCUGGCUGAUCUUUAAAUGUGACGUUGUUAAUUGUUAUUUAUUUGUUUGUUUAUUUAUUUAUUUAAAACCGUAGACACAUUGAAAAAACAAAAAUGUAUUGAACCUGGCUGGUCUUUAAAUGUGAUAUUAUAAAUUAUUAAUUGUUAUUUAGUUAUUUAUUUAUUCAUAUAAAAACCGUUAACACAUUAAAAAUAAACAAAAUGUAUUGAA